Messenger RNA from Paramecium pentaurelia, 448 nucleotides. The record is from the annotation of a GenBank genome assembly. Lineage: Eukaryota; Ciliophora; Oligohymenophorea; Peniculida; Parameciidae.
AUGAAAUUCUUGAAAUUUGAUCUCAAUUACUCUCAGCUUUUACCUACUAAUAUAAACUAAGUAAGAUUUGCAGUUUUAAGAGUAGUCUUUCGUCUCUAUGUCACAAGUCCAUAUGAAAAAAAUAUAACUACAAUUACAAAAUAUGUGAAAGUACAUGUUAUAAGGACAAACAAACUUACUUAUAUUUAUGAUUUUAUUGAUUAAAAAACUACACAUAAAUAAACCAAUUUGAAUAGGUUUGCUCCUACAAAUAUUUGAGAAAAAAUAUAUUUCAAGUUAGAGCACAUUAAGAUAUCUUUGAUAAUCUGGUAAGUGAUGUGUUUGAAUAUAGUAGUUCUUUUAAAAAUUCAACAAUGCCACCUUAUCUUUGAAGACGUACAUGAUUUACCUCUCAAAUUAGAGAAAACAAUUAGAGUAUUAAUUAGUUUACAUACCAUAUCUCAAAUGA